Molecule: messenger RNA, 1887 nt
Organism: Micropterus salmoides (largemouth bass)
Lineage: Eukaryota; Metazoa; Chordata; Actinopteri; Centrarchiformes; Centrarchidae
Product: fructosamine 3 kinase related protein
Exons: 6
Coding region: 153-1082 (309 amino acids)
Source: RefSeq, a predicted model, not a curated record
AAAACAACGUCGCCAUCUCCGAGAUCUCUUUGGUGCACACUGCGGAAACAGUCAGAAACGCCCCCUAAACUUCAGCCAGCAGCUGAACUGCGUCUUUGGUGUUAGUACCACUGUAACGUUAAUUCUAAUAGAAUUGGUUUUGGGAAAUAACUAUGGAGGCCAAGUUAAAGAAAGAGUUGGGGACAGCCAUGCUGAGGCCAACCGGUCACUCAGGAGGUGGAUGUAUCAGCGAGGGCCAGAGUUAUGAUACUGACACUGGGAGAGUGUUUGUGAAGAUAAAUCACAAGAGCCAGGCCAAAUUGAUGUUUGAUGGGGAGCAUGCCAGUUUGGAAGCCAUUUUUAAGACAGAAACGGUUAAAGUCCCCAAGCCUGUGAAGGUCAUUGAGCUUGACAGAGGAGGAUGUGUUUUUGUGAUGGAACAUCUGGACAUGAGAGGUCUUAGCAAGUACUCAAAGUGCCUAGGAGAGCAGCUGGCAGCUCUGCAUCUACACAACAAGAGACAGUUGGACAAAUUAAAUAAAGAGCAGCAGACAGUGGGAAAAGGAGCUGGGCAGUCAGAGGUGGCUGGUGUUCAAAAAUUUGGCUUCAGUGUAACUACAUGCUGUGGAUACAUUCCACAGCAAAAUGAGUGGCAGGAUGACUGGGUGAAAUUUUACUCGCAGCAGAGGCUGCAGCAUCAGCUUAACUUGGUGGAGAAAUCGUAUGGGGACAGGGAAGCCAGAGAAGCAUGGGCCGAGCUACAGCUGAAGAUCCCACAGUUUUUCAAAGAUUUGGAGAUUUCCCCUGCUCUCCUCCAUGGGGACUUAUGGGGAGGAAAUGUGUCAGAGUGUGAAGAAGGCCCAGUCAUCUUUGACCCAGCUUCCUUCUAUGGCCAUUCAGAGUUUGAGCUGGGCAUUGCAGGAAUGUUCGGAGGCUUCAACAGCUCUUUUUACUCUGCUUACCAUGAAAAAAUUCCUCAAGCACCAGGCUUUGCAAAGAGAAACCAGCUUUACCAACUCUUCCACUAUCUGAAUCACUGGAACCACUUUGGUGGUGGCUACAGGGGCUCUUCAAUAAGGAUUAUGAAGAACCUUCUGAAAUAAUUGCACUCAAAUUCACUUGUAGAAAGCUCCACAGUCUUAAACUCAAGUCAAGUAUUAUGUAUAAAUUGACAGAUGCUAAUUUAACCAAAAAUAGUGUGCUGAGUUAUUGAAGACUAAACAUGACAUUCUAACAUCGUACUGUGUGUUUCAUUUUGUAGAAAAUACAGAACCAACAUAACAAAAUAAUUCAGUCAUGCCUGCUCCACCUAUACCAACCUGCUUCCAAAAGGUGAAAAACAGAAUCCAUAUAUUUCAGGUAUUAUCUUAAAUUGUGUGUUUGAACAAGGAUAUAUAUACUUUGUUAGUGCUUUUACAUUCUGUAUUUUCUCCAGACUCACGUGUAGCAAACAUAAACCUUAACAUGAAAUACUGUUUAAAAAAAACUUAGCUCUGAUCCAGGUUUAAACUUCUUGGUCUUUAUUUGAACAUUUUCUGCAAGUGGAAGAGCAAGCAACACGUUUUUGGUAUUCUUCAUCAAGCUUGCUUGUCAGUUAGAAGAAUACAAAGAAGUUUUAAGUUGGUCUGAAGCUUGGUGCAAGUUUUUCUGUGCUGCAAACCCUUUCUUAAUUUUUGAUUCUUUUUCAUUGCCUGCAUUCAUCCAACACUCAACUGAAUUAUACUACUGUGCAAAGGACGUCUGAUUUUCCCAGUGAAUGCAAUGCUGUAUACUUAUAUAAACCAUAAUAUCCUAAGUGUUGAUGUUGUGCAGACUGACACUUCAUACACCUACAAACUGUUGCUCCAUUGUAAUAUAUCCUUGAAAUAUUUGCAGUCUUAACCAACAAUAAAUCCUGGGAUGAUGCAA